Messenger RNA from Pochonia chlamydosporia 170, 2232 nucleotides. Its product is annotated as neutral/alkaline nonlysosomal ceramidase. The record is from RefSeq and is a predicted model, not a curated record. The transcript has 3 exons. Gene Ontology annotation, biological process: sphingosine biosynthetic process; ceramide catabolic process; long-chain fatty acid biosynthetic process. Lineage: Eukaryota; Fungi; Ascomycota; Sordariomycetes; Hypocreales; Clavicipitaceae. Gene Ontology annotation, cellular component: extracellular region. Gene Ontology annotation, molecular function: N-acylsphingosine amidohydrolase activity. The coding region runs from base 1 to 2232 and encodes 743 amino acids.
AUGGCUUACACGACGGCUCGACCGUCCAAGAGCUUGGGCCUUUCGAGGACCUCCAUCUACAGCUUGUUCUCCCUUCUGGCCCUAUUCUUCCUCAGUACACUUGCAGCUUGCGGCUCCGCUGCCUCUACGGGCGACAAAUAUCUCAUCGGCGUUGGCAAAGCCGACAUUACUGGUCCAGUUGUUGAGAUCGGCUUUGCCGGGUAUGCUAAUCUCGACCAAGUCGGCUCUGGUCUCCGACAGCGUUUGCACAGUCGCGCUUUCAUUAUCGCAGAUAAGAACAACCCCAAAGACCGAUUCGUUUAUUUGGUUCUCGACACACAAUCUGGCGACACGGCAACGCGAUAUGGUGUACUGGAAGGACUUAAAAAGUUGGGGUCUGACUACGACGUGUACGGUCACAACAACCUCGCCUUGACCGGAACUCACAGCCAUGCUGGACCAGGUGCUUGGUUCAACUAUCUUUUGCCGCAAGUCACCAGCUUGGGCUUUGACAAGCAAAGCUAUCAAGCUCUCGUUGACGGCGCUGUAUUGUCCAUCAAGCGCGCCCACGAAAACCUUCAAGAGGGCUAUUUGGACACUGGAACCACCAGAAUUAAGGACGGUGCCAUCAACCGCUCCCUGUUCGCCUACCUCGCCAAUCCCGAAUCCGAACGUAAGCAAUAUGAAGACCAGACUGACACUCUCAUGACACUCCUCCGCUUCAAGCGAGCCUCUGACAACAAGGAUAUUGGAGUCCUUACGUGGUAUCCCGUCCAUGGCACUUCUCUCCUCGGCAAUAACACCCACGCUGCUGCUGACAACAAGGGCGUUGCCGCGUGGAUGUUCGAAAAUGCUAUGAAGGAAAACUCCAACGCUGCUGAUGGGUUUGUGGCUGGAUUUAGCCAGGCUAACGUGGGCGAUACCACUCCAAACGUCCUCGGCGCGUAUUGCGACGAUGGAUCCGGCCAGCAGUGCAGCUUGGAAAAUAGCACAUGUGCCGAUGGCAAGUCGCAGAGUUGCCACGGGCGAGGACCUGAAUUUGCAGCCUUGGAUCUCGGUGUUAAGAGCUGCUAUGAGAUGGGACGUCGUCAAUUUGCAGGCGCGCAAACCAUUUAUAGCUCCCUAGGCACUUCUGGAACAGCAGUUGUAGGGUCAUCCGUCAAGGCAUUCCACUUCUUCCACGACAUGCGCUUCUGGAAUUUCACUCUUCCGAAUGGGAAGCAAGCGCAAACCUGCCCAGCUGCACUGGGUUACUCUUUCGCUGCGGGUACAUCAGACUGGCCUGGCGCAUUUGACUUCACCCAAGGUGACUCUGGUGAACCCAACGCCAACCCUCUUUGGAAACUCGUAUCGGGACUUCUCCGGACCCCUACUGCACAGCAAAAGGCGUGUCAAGGCUCCAAGCCCAUCCUUCUUGACGUUGGUGAAAUGGACCAGCCCUAUGCCUGGACGCCCAACAUUGUCGACAUUCAAGCUCUCCGCGUGGGCCAAUUCGUCAUCAUCGUAUCCCCUUCAGAGGCCACGACCAUGUCUGGACUUCGUUGGAAAGCCGCUGUUGCAGCUGAAGCAUCCAGCUUCCUCCCUCAGAAGCCUAUUGUUGUCCUCGGCGGUCCAGCAAACAGCUACUCUCACUACUGCGCUACGCCAGAAGAAUAUGAGGUGCAACGCUACGAAGGCGCAUCAACGCUCUUCGGACCUCAUGAACUAGACGCCUAUAUCAACCUCACCGUCAGCAACAUGCACUACCUCCGUCCGGAUUCAAAAGACACACCCGACCAAGGCCCCCUUGCUCCUGACAACCGCGGCAAAGCCCUCUCCUUCAUCACCGGCGUCGUAGUCGAUAACGCCCCCAUCGGCUCUUCCUUUGGCAAAGUCGUCCACCAACCAUCCGCAUCAUAUCAAAUCGGAUCUGUUGUCAACGUGACUUUCCAAGGCGCCAACCCUCGCAACAAUCUUCGUCAAGAACAAACAUUUGCUGCUGUCGAGCAACAAAAUGCCGAUGGAUCCUGGACGCAAGUUCGCGACGAUACAGACUGGUUCCUCGUCUAUUCAUGGCGCAGGACCAACUUUAUCCUCGGAUACAGCGAAGUGGACAUCUCAUGGGAGACGUAUGGGAACGCUAAACCAGGCACGUAUAGGAUCAAGUAUUAUGGGGAUUCAAAGCCCCUUAUCGGUAGUAUAAAGGCGUUUCAGGGGACUAGUAAUUCGUUCAAGUUGACAGGCGGGUUGACACGUCAGCUUCGGGUGAUGUAG